Messenger RNA from Gilbertella persicaria, 459 nucleotides. RefSeq lists its product as uncharacterized. The coding region runs from base 112 to 441 and encodes 109 amino acids. The transcript is spliced from 2 exons. The record is from RefSeq and is a predicted model, not a curated record. NCBI's taxonomy places the organism in Eukaryota, Fungi, Mucoromycota, Mucoromycetes, Mucorales, Choanephoraceae.
ACUGUAUCUUGUUCAGCCAAGCGGUAAACAAUAGAAGUAAUUUUCUUUCUUUUUCCUUACUAACGAUGUUAUUGUGUCUAACGCUUAGAACGGCACAUUCGGCUUUGGUCUAUGCAAUAUACUAAGCAUGGAAUUUACAACUUCGUCCGAGAAGACAAAGUUUCAAUUAAGGAAGACAGCAAUGACAGGGAGGAGCAGCUGGCAUCCCUGGUCAGCUUUUUGUUGAAUUUGAAGGUAUAUCUGGAUAAGACAACAAAGGCAAUUGCAUCUCUGAAGACUGAACACGAUGAAAAGGAGAAGUGUUAUGACAGUGAAACAAACAGUCAAUUGGUCCUCCUCUCUGAGAUAAUAUGCCCUGAUAUUUUUAAGUCAAGUUUCAACACUCAUGGUCAACACUUUGCUCAAGAGCAUUUUAAAAGCUCACCAGAAAGUGAUUAUUAAAAUCCUUGUCUUUUUUAA